UAACCAAAAAGACGAAGAAGAAAUCAGGAAGUGACAUCAACCACUCUGCUGUGUCUGGAUACAACCCAUGUUCUCCCCGCUACACGGGCGUUAUGUCCGGAGGACGUGACUGUGCUGCAGCGAACCUUCCCGUCUGAGGUUCGGGGAAGAUGCCUCUGGCUCCUGCAAACCAGGCCCAGCUGAUCCGGUCCAGUCAGAAGGAUGAAUUCUACCGGAGCUUCCUGAGGAACAGCGCUAACGAAGCCUGCCAGAGUGUCGCAGGAUCCAAACACUGGCUGGACUGGAGGAGGGAGGUAGAGCUGCUGUCAGACUUGGCUUACUAUGGUUUAACCACGCUCUCAGGUUACCAGACUCUGGGCGAGGAGUAUGUGGGGGUCGUCCAGGUGGAUCCCUCCCGGCGGCAGAUCCCGUCCCGGGCCAGGCGCUGCCUCUUCGUCCUCUGUCACGCCUUUGUGCCGUACCUCCUGGAGAAGGCCCUGGUGUGUCUGGAGAACGAGCUGGAAGGCGGGCCGGAGACGAGGAGGCGCCAGGCGACGUCGGAGGCCUGGAGCCUGGAGCGCUGGCUGCGGGGGGCGGCGCAGAGGGCGGUGGGGCUGCUGACAGAGCAGCAGAGGAAGGCCUGCCAGCCGGCCGUGUUUGUGAUCCAGCAGAGCGUGGCCCUGCUGCACCGACUCCAUGUUGCUCUGUUCUACGUCAGCAGCUCCUUCUACCACAUGUCCAAGAGAGCAGCUGGGAUCAGCUACUUGUGUGUGACGGGGCCGAACGCUGAUGACUCGUCCAUCAGGAGCAGCUACCGGCUGCUGGGUUGCGUGUCUUUCCUCCAGCUGCUCGUCACUCUGAGUCUGCAGCUCAACAACCUGAGGCAGAGGCAGAGAGCCAGGCAGGAGUGGCAGCUCUACAGGAGCCUCAGUCCUCGGCACCCAGCGAGCUCCGCCUCCACGCCCCAACCUGCGCGCUGCAUCCUCUGCCUGGAGGCCCGCAGGAACUCCACCUGCACCCCCUGUGGACACCUGUUCUGCUGGGAGUGCAUCGCCGAGUGGUGCAACACCAAGGCCGAGUGUCCUUUGUGUCGGGAGAAGUUCCUGCCCCAUAGGCUGGUGUUUCUAAGGAACUACAGCUAGACGUCCAGCUGGAACACACACAGCUGGACUGAAGCUCGUCCUAAUUUGUGUAUUCAGUCGUCAUGGAGACCAGAACCUUCCAGCCUGCUGAGAUUUAUCCGUCUGUCCUAAAGAGAGCAGGAUAUGUUUGGAUUGUAUCAAUCAGAUGAUGUAAAUGUCGAUAUCUGGGAAUUCCAUUCCAUUGAUUUAAAUGUUUAACUUCAUCAUAUUUCUUUUAUGCUCAAUUUAUGCUGCGAGGAUGUGCUUACAGUCAGCAUUACUAUUUAGAAAUACUGAAUGGAUGAUGAAACGAUUGUUUUUAGCUUGUUCUAGUUCUAAAGUGGAACUUUUUUGGAUCGGCUCUGCAGGAAGUUCAGGAACUGAGAAAAAUUAUUCAUGAAAGAUUCUGAUUAAAAAAUGAGUUUUUUUCUUUGACUAGCUAAUUAAAAAAUAAACAUGUCACAAUUGAAAGGAAUCGUAAGGAGUUAGACGGAUUGUUCUUGUGGAAUAUUUUUAGCGUCAUAACGCUUCUGCUACAUUAAGGAUAAACUCGGAUCUUUUUUGUGUUUUUGUUGUGAAAAGCCUAAUAUUUCAUCUUCCUGUUCCACCUUGGAUGCUUCAUGGAAAACUCCAUUCUGCAGUUUUUAAUUACCAUUAGAAAAUAAAAGUGAAAUUUAUUUUUCUAAAAGUUUAGAUUCAAAUAAGAUUUUUUUCUUGUUGAAAAUCUUAAUUUGUAAGAGCAAUAUACAUUUAAAAUAAAUGAGCCUUUGUACUAAUGUGACUGAUUUAAAUAACAUUUUUACUAUUUUCAUGAAAUUGUUUUGAUUCUCUGAUGGCAAUGAUGCUGACAUUGGCCACAAGUAUGCUAAAUAUGACUAAACCUGAAUUGAAUUUUAUACCUAUAGUUAAGUCCACAAUUAUUUAUACCACUGGGAGGCUUGGGAUUAAAGUAAUCUUUUCAUUUUACCAAACUGCUCGGCAAUUAUAACUAGGGCCUGUUUGCGGUUUUCACAGAUUUUUUAUAUAAUUUUUUUUAACAUAUAAUUUUUAAUGUCAACUUUUUUCUUGAGCUGAUGCUUAAUUUACGUUGCAUUAUGUUUUGAGCGAUUCAAACAGAAACCUUGGAUGUGUUGGAUAUGAAGGCGAAUAAAUCAAAAAAACUCUUUUGGGGCAAUAAAAUGGUAGCUGUUAAAUUGGCUCUACUUGCCCAUGAAAGUCAGUGUUUGGUUCUGGUCAGAUCCAUAUGACUAUAUGUCUGAUGAUGUCACACAUACACCAGAGUCCCCAGUAACUUCUAACCCCAAUUAGAGCAUGUGAAUGAAAACAGGAGGCCAAAUUAAGUGCAGAGUAAUUCAUUGUCAAAUAGCAGAAAACAAUACACCAGUCACACAAUACAUACCAAGUAGUUUAAAUAUUGUACACUCAGCUUCCCAAAUCCCAUCCGCCCCACUCAGACGCAACAUAUGUUACAUGCACACAUGAGCAACUUCUGCCAAAAAUAAAGAAAAACAAAAAACACUCCACACAGACCCACAUGCCAUCCUGUCCCAGAGACUUAAAAUCUCACCCACACGUUUUUCAGAAAUCACUCCAUGUGUUGUAUUGCUUUCAGCGUACAUGUUGCUGUUUGGUUAAAGCCUGAAAAGCACGAGCUCUUCAACAGCACAAGCAGUUUAAAAAAUAGAUUUAUAUUUAUAUAUAUAUAUAAUUAAAUAAAAAGCUCCACCACAUGCUUCUCUAAAACAUUGUAUAAUGUGCUGCUUCCCAUCUAUACACACUACCUGAACACACUAUAGCACAACUGAUAUGGAAGACCAUUCCUGCUGGACUGGAUAGAUUUUUAAAAAGUUGGAAAUUAGACUAAAAGAUACACAUUGUAGGUCACUUAACGUUCUCUCUACAUAUCUGGAAAUAUCAGAUUGUCCCCUUCUAAACAUUUUUCAUUUGGGUUUCUUUGUCACUUUUUUAUGUGGGGAAAACGCAAAACAUUUGACAAAAAUAAAAGCAUUUCCUACUUCCUGCAUCUUGCUGGUGUCACGGGGCGGAAAUGGGCUUCGACAGAUCUUCACCUCAUAACUUAAAGUGUCAAAGUCCAAAUAAAAUGAAAACAUAUGUGGUCCAGGCUUCAUUUACAGCAACAUAUUUAAACUCCUGUGAGUGAAACUAAAAAUCAAACUGCAAAAAUGUACAUUCAUUUGUAAAAAAUAAAAUAAGACAGCAUA
Molecule: messenger RNA, 3322 nt
Organism: Poecilia reticulata (guppy)
Lineage: Eukaryota; Metazoa; Chordata; Actinopteri; Cyprinodontiformes; Poeciliidae
Gene: pex10
Product: peroxisomal biogenesis factor 10
Biological process (GO): protein import into peroxisome matrix
Cellular component (GO): peroxisomal membrane
Molecular function (GO): zinc ion binding
Source: RefSeq, a predicted model, not a curated record